Messenger RNA from Papilio machaon (common yellow swallowtail), 1630 nucleotides. RefSeq names its product gamma-aminobutyric acid receptor subunit beta (gene rdl1). Gene Ontology annotation, molecular function: extracellular ligand-gated monoatomic ion channel activity; neurotransmitter receptor activity; chloride channel activity. Gene Ontology annotation, biological process: nervous system process; chloride transmembrane transport; regulation of membrane potential. NCBI's taxonomy places the organism in Eukaryota, Metazoa, Arthropoda, Insecta, Lepidoptera, Papilionidae. Gene Ontology annotation, cellular component: neuron projection; membrane; synapse. The record is from RefSeq and is a predicted model, not a curated record. The transcript is spliced from 11 exons. The coding region runs from base 52 to 1629 and encodes 525 amino acids.
CAGCGGCGACGAAGCCGAGGCACGCGCCUCAAUGCGCUCACCGUCCGUGCCAUGAGCGGCGUGCCGCUGCUGCUCGCCUUCGCGGCUGCCUUGCUCCCGCAACUCAACCAUGUCGCGGGCGCCGGCGGUGGUGGCAUGUUCGGAGACGUCAAUAUAUCGGCCAUUUUGGACUCAUUUAGUAUAAGUUAUGAUAAAAGAGUAAGACCAAACUAUGGAGGACCACCCGUGGAAGUAGGGGUUACGAUGUACGUGCUCUCCAUCAGCUCUCUGUCUGAAGUGAAAAUGGACUUCACCUUGGAUUUCUACUUCAGACAAUUUUGGACAGAUCCACGAUUGGCUUACAAGAAAAGACCUGGAGUAGAAACUUUAUCAGUUGGCUCUGAAUUUAUUAAGAAUAUUUGGGUACCUGACACGUUCUUUGUAAAUGAAAAACAAUCUUACUUUCACAUAGCAACAACUAGUAAUGAAUUUAUUCGUAUCCAUCACUCUGGUUCUAUUACCAGAAGUAUAAGGUUAACAAUCACAGCUUCAUGUCCCAUGAAUCUCCAGUACUUUCCAAUGGACAGACAAUUAUGUCAUAUAGAAAUCGAGAGUUUCGGGUACACAAUGAGAGAUAUUCGAUACCAUUGGAAAGACGGGCUAUCAAGCGUCGGCAUGAGUAAUGAAGUGCAACUACCACAGUUCCGAGUACUUGGUCAUCGGCAGCGAGCUACAGUUGUAACUCUCACCACAGUCGGCUACACCAUGCGAGACAUCCGAUACAAAUGGAACGAGGGGCCCAACUCUGUGGGUGUUUCGAAUGAGGUGUCGCUGCCGCAAUUCAAGGUGCUCGGUCAUCGACAGCGAGCAAUGGAGAUCUCACUCACCACAGGAAAUUACUCAAGAUUAGCUUGUGAAAUACAAUUUGUUCGGUCAAUGGGCUAUUACCUUAUUCAAAUCUAUAUUCCAUCUGGUUUGAUAGUUAUCAUAUCUUGGGUAUCAUUUUGGUUGAAUCGUAAUGCGACUCCAGCGAGAGUAGCUUUAGGUGUGACCACCGUUUUGACAAUGACUACACUAAUGUCCUCGACUAACGCCGCUCUGCCGAAAAUAUCUUACGUCAAGUCAAUCGAUGUAUAUCUGGGAACAUGUUUCGUCAUGGUCUUCGCAAGUUUAUUAGAAUACGCGACGGUGGGAUAUAUGGCAAAAAGAAUACAAAUGAGAAAACAAAGAUUUGUUGCAAUACAAAAAAUUGCUUCAGAAAAAAAAUUACCCGUUGAUUGUCCACCGGUAGGGGAUUCCCAUACGCUGUCUAAAAUCGGUACAAUGAGUAGAUGUCCUACGGCACGACCAUCGGAGGUACGUUUUAAAGUCCACGAUCCCAAAGUCCACUCGAAAGGCGGUACAUUGGAGAAUACAAUCAACGGAGGCAGAACUAACGAAGAGGACAAUCCAGGGCCGCCCCCGCAUAUUCUUCACCCUGGCAAGGAUAUAAGCAAACUUCUGGGAAUGACACCAUCAGACAUCGACAAAUACUCUCGCAUCGUGUUCCCAGUUUGUUUUGUUUGCUUUAAUCUUAUGUAUUGGAUCAUUUACCUGCACGUGUCAGACGUCGUGGCUGACGACUUGGUUCUUCUGGAAGAGGAUAAAUAGA